CCUCGUGUUUCACACGUUGACCGAACGGCCGCAGCCGUGACCUCAUCGUCAUGAAAUGCAAAACUGCAGCAUUCUACGUGUCGGGCCGUUGCUCAGCGUCUGUGCUGCAGCUGAGUCAAAACUGUUAAGUGUGGGGAAUGUUAACCAUUGGACUCAAACACCACACCCACGAGGCAAACACUCAUUCCCCGUGUGAGAGCUGCUAUUAGGAUCACGCACUGUAAACAGUCAAACAUAAUGGGAGUGUGGCACCACUGGCACCGUGACCAGUGAACGGAGGGUGUGAGAGCUGCUGUUGGAAGAACAGGUAGUUAAACUGUGGAACAGGCUUUAGGCUGGGAGGAGGCCGGGCGGGUGAGUAACUGUGAUGACGUUUCAUUUUCCUGUUUCACGGCUGUUCACGCUCAUUCAUACCACAGGAGAGUCACCUGCUCUGCCGACGCCGAGGACGCCAGACCGGAUUCACCAGAAAGCAGCUGCAAGCGAUAAUGGCCGCCGCCUCAGGCACCAUGUUACCAGAGAAACAGUUCCAGUGCCCCAUCUGUCAACAGGUGUUCACCGACCCGGUCACCACUCCCUGCGGACACAACUUCUGCCAGGCCUGCAUCCAGAGUGCGUGGGACGGCACGGACGUCUGCCGGUGUCCCACCUGCGACAGGUCGUUCAGCCCUCGGCCUGAGAUGAGCAUCAACUCUGCCUUCAAGGAGCUGGCGGACACGCUCAGGAACAUGGUGGUCUGCUCCUCGGCCUCGCCGCUGUCCGCAGCCCAACCGGGGGAGGUGGUGUGCGACGUCUGUGCCACCACGUCCCUGCAGGUGAGGGCCCUGAAGUCCUGUCUGGUGUGUCUGACGUCGUACUGCGCUGCCCACCUGGAGCCUCACCAGAGGGUCUCCACCCUGAAGAUGCACAAGCUGAUCGAGCCGGUGAAGAACCUGCAGGACCGGAUGUGCAAGAAGCACGAGAGGCUGCUGGAGAUGUUCUGCAAGGACGAGCAGAAGUGUGUGUGCCUCUUCUGCACGGAGACCGAGCACAAAGGUCACCAGGCCGUCGCCAUAGAGGACGAGAGUCGGGAGAGGAAGGUCCAAAUGAAGAAGACGGAGGCAGAUUUUCAGCAGAUGAUCCAGGAGCAUCUGAAGAAAGUAGAGGAGAUUAAGAGCUGCCUGAAGCUCAGUGCAGGGAGUGCAGAGAGGGAGAAGAAGGAGAGCGACCGUCUCUUCUCGUCUCUGAUUCGCUACGUCCAGGAGAGACAAGCUGAAGUCUCCACGGAGGUCGAGGAGAAGCAGAGGGCGGCAGAGAGGAGGGCGGAGGAGCUGGUCACCGAGCUGCAGCAGGAGGUCACUGAGCUGCGGAGGAGAAACACCGAGCUGGAGGAGCUGGGGAACUCUGAGGACCAUCUGCACGUCCUGCAGAGGCUUCCCUCUGUCACAUCGCCUCCACCCUCCAGACAGUGGACGGAGACCAGCGUCCACCCUGAGCUCUGUGUGGGGACCGUGAGGACAGCGCUGUCCAAAGUGGGCCACACCCUGAAGAACGAGCUGGACGGCCUGAAGAAACAAGAGAUGAAGAGGAUGCAGAAAUAUGCAGUUGAAGUGGUGUUAGACCCGGACACCGCCCACCCGAACAUCGUGCUGUCGGCUGACGGGAAGCGGGGGGGCCGCGGCGAGCUGCUGCACGUCGUCCCCGACAACCCCCAACGCUUCGACCCCGUCAUCUGCGUCCUGGGCAAGACCGGCUUCCUGUCUGGGAGGUUCUACUACCAGGUAGAGGUGGGGACAAAGACCUUCUGGGACCUGGGCGUGGUCAAAGAGUCCGUCAACAGAAAGGGGAUGAUCACGUCCAAGCCCGAGAACGGCUACUGGACGGUGCGGAUGAGGAACGGGGACGAGUAUCGGGCUCUGGACUCCCCCUCGGUCCGCCUGUCUCUCAGGGAGAAGCCUCAGACUGUCGGGGUGUUCACAGAUUACGAGGCGGGGACGGUGUCGUUCUUUAACGUGGAGAACGGGUCUCACAUCUACAGCUUCACCGGAUGUCUGUGGUCCGAGAGGAUCUUCCCCUUCUUCAGCCCUGGUGUUUGUGAUGAGGGGAAGAACACGGCGGCGUUAGUCAUCACCGCCGUCAAUCCUGAGACUUAAGAGGACGAGUCUUUGCCGCCGUUCUGAGGCUGAAGAUGUUUGAGAAAUGAUUCAAUAUUUAAAACAUGAUGCAACUUUUAACCUUUAAACCGGCAGCUUGAUGAAAGUGAGUCUGAUGUGUGAGUGUGAACAUGAGAAAGUUUCCUCCUUCUCUCCCUGAACGUCUGUUCUCUGUGACUCUGCUGAGUGGGUUCCAUCUCCUGUGAGAAGAACUGACUGAGAGUC
Hippoglossus stenolepis (Pacific halibut) is the source of this 2357-nucleotide messenger RNA. Its product is annotated as E3 ubiquitin-protein ligase TRIM39. Gene Ontology annotation, molecular function: zinc ion binding; protein binding. NCBI's taxonomy places the organism in Eukaryota, Metazoa, Chordata, Actinopteri, Pleuronectiformes, Pleuronectidae. The record is from RefSeq and is a predicted model, not a curated record. The coding region runs from base 489 to 2132 and encodes 547 amino acids. The transcript has 8 exons.